Molecule: messenger RNA, 1821 nt
Organism: Cryptosporidium muris RN66
Lineage: Eukaryota; Apicomplexa; Conoidasida; Eucoccidiorida; Cryptosporidiidae
Product: LMBR1-like conserved region family protein
Exons: 1
Coding region: 1-1821 (606 amino acids)
Cellular component (GO): membrane
Source: RefSeq, a predicted model, not a curated record
AUGUUGCUUGUAUUGGUCGCACUAUUUGAUAUAGCUAUUUUGGUAGCAUUGGUGUGGAUAUUUUUACUUAAUGUAACAUCUAAACAAGUUCAAUAUACUACAAUUUCAUUCUGCUAUAUAGGAAUUUUGGCAAGUUUAUUACCAAUAGCAUUGUUACCUUUAGAUAUUGGAAUUACAAUUUUAGAUGUGAACUCCAAUGCAAACUUAAAUAGUAUUAUUUUAAGGCUUUGGCGUAUCUUAUAUAUAUUAUUAUUUGUACUGUGUUGGAUAGUUUAUCCAGUCCUUUUUGAAUACGAGAUGUGUGGUGAAUUCAAUUGGAAGUGUAAAUUGAAAACAAGCCUAAGAAGAAACAGGAGAUUUUGGCUGAUUCAAUUAACUUGUUUUAUAUUGCUUGUCCUACUUUGUGUACUCAUCUUCCAAAAGUAUGAUUUACAAACAAUUCUACCACUAAUUUGUAUAGCUGGUGGUCAUAUUUGGGGAAUGAUACAAAUAACUCUUUUAUGGGGUUUUGGUUUAAUUUCCGUUCCUAAACAUAUUAAAAAUAUCAUAUUUUCUGAUAAAUUUAGUGGUAAAGAUAAAUUGGACAAUUUAUAUAUAUCGUUAUAUACACUAGAUGAUUGCAGAGCAAUAAACCAACACGAAGCAGAUCAAUUAAAAAACCAAAUAUAUUAUUUAUAUACUAAUUUAACUGAUAGAAAAUUGAGAGAUAUGUUAAGUAUUAUAAUAAAAUAUUUUAAUUUUGAUUUAAAUGAUUUAAACAAAUCAAAAUUAAUUGAGAAAUGGGAAAUAGAUAAAUAUAGUAUUAAAUUUAAUACAGAUAAUGUUUCAUUAGAAACUAUUAUUGAACUAAACAGAUCACUUAAGAUUACUCUUGCAGAAAGAAAUAGAAUAGAAAAUCAAUGGCUUCAAAUAUUGGAUGAAUGUUGGAAAUUAGAAGAUAAAUUAAUUAACUUACCUCAUUCCAAUACAAUUCAAGAGGAUGGGUUUCUCUUAGUGGGAUUUAAUCGACAAAGUAAUAAAUUUAAGCAUGAAUUAUUAAAUUCACAAAAAUUUGAUAUUCUAUCCAAUAAAAGUGAUAUUGAAUAUGAUUUGAAUAAUGAUCAAACAUCACUUUAUAUAAGGAAGUACGUAAGGCAUUAUAUUAAUUAUUCUUUAUUCAUAAUGACAGUUAUUUUAAGCAUUAGUAUCAUAAUAGCAGAAGCAGGCAUAUAUUUUCAAAGUAUAAAUCUUUCUCUAUUUUCUUAUAUUUUAAAUUUGAUUUCAGAGUCUAAUUUCAUCUAUUAUCCUAUUAAAAUUUUAUUGGUUGAAUUGAUAUGUAUAAUUCUCCUUUUAUACCUUUAUUUAUGUACAUAUUGGGUUUUAUGGAGUAUGAAAUUACCAAAGAAGUAUGGGAUUUAUUUUCAUAAUCAAACUGAUGGGUCAUGCCUUGUAUUUCUGUCUCAAUUUAUGUGCAAACUUGCAACUGCACUAUGCUUUCAUUAUUUAGCCUUAAUUCGUGUUAAUGGAACUACAUUUGAUACCUUUUAUGGGAAGCCAAUGCACUUUCUUCCAAGAAUAGUUGGUAAUGACUUCAACUCUAUGUACUUCCCACUAUUUGUUACUUUCUUGUCUAUAAUAAAUGCCUUGAAUUUACAGCAACGUCUUAUGAAAUCUACAGGUUUAUAUUGUUUAUUUUUUGAUUACUAUGGUAUAGAAGAAUUAUACAAUAUUAAUAGAGAAACUAUGUCUAGUGAAUUUAACGCUAUUAUAGCUGAUGGUAAGAGAAUUGCUGAUUCUCAGAGAAGAAUCAGAAAUAAUGAACAAGAUUUCCAAGAUAUUUAG